This is a messenger RNA of Parnassius apollo (apollo), 456 nucleotides long. The record is from the annotation of a GenBank genome assembly. Lineage: Eukaryota; Metazoa; Arthropoda; Insecta; Lepidoptera; Papilionidae.
AUGAAUAUAACACUAGAAGAACUUAUGAGAAGGCUAAAUUCAAAUCAAAUGACUAUUCAGGAGAUCUGUGAUGAAAAUGACAAUGAUAUUGAUUCUGAUGCAGAAGAAGAUGGUGUUAAUUUUAUACAAGAUAUCCCUUUUCCUCCGGCUAAGAGUUCAGAUACCACACUCUUAUAUCAAAAUACAAACAAGGAAGAACUCGAUCAAGAAGUAGAGAUCGGUCUGGAACAAAGUCGGGAACAGGACUCGGAUGUGCUAACUAGUAUCCAAAUAGAAAUGGCAUUGUUCAAAAAUGGAGGAAUUCAUGGCCUGUAUCUAUCGCAGGCCAACAAUUUCCUUAAAACGAUUCCACUAACUAGCGUGAAACCCACGCGAAUAUUUUCGUCAGCUGGAGUGAUUUGUAAUAAACUGAGAACGUCACUCAGUGACAAUAGCGUAAAUGCAAUAAGUUCCUGA